This is a messenger RNA of Caretta caretta (loggerhead turtle), 1177 nucleotides long. The record is from RefSeq and is a predicted model, not a curated record. Lineage: Eukaryota; Metazoa; Chordata; Testudines; Cheloniidae.
GAGUGCUCCAUUGUGACUGCUCUGGACAGCACUCUCAACUCAGAUGCACUGGCCAGGUAGAUAGGAAAAGGCCUGCAAACUUUUGAAUCUCAUUUCCUGUUUGGCCAGAGAGGCAAGCUGCAGGUGACCGUGCAGAGCUCAUCAGCAGAGGUGACCAUGAUGGAGUCCCAGAAUUGCAAAAGAGCUCCAGCAUGGACUGAACGGGAGGUACAGGAUCAGUUCCCAUAUGGGGAGAGGAAUCUGUGCUAUCAGAACUCCAUUCCAGUUUUCGAAAUGCCAAAACAUUUGUCAAAAUCUCCCAGGGCAUGACAGGGGCCAUAAGAGGGACCCAAAGCAGUGCUGCAUGAAACUUAAGGAGCUGAGGCAAGUCUACCAGAAAACCAGAGAGGCAAACAGCCGCUCUGGGUCAGAGCCCCAAACAUGCCACUUCUAUGAUGAGUUGCAUGCCAUUUUAGGGGGUUCAGCCACCACUACCCCAACCGUGUGCUUUGACUCUGUCAAUGGAGAGGGAGGCAACACAGAAGCAGGUUUAGGGGAUGAGGAAGAUGAGGAGGAGGAGGAGGUUGUAGAUGGCUCACAGCAAGCAAGCAGAGAAACCGGUUUUCCCAACAGCCAGGAACUGUUUCUCACCCUGGACCUGGAGCCAGGACCCACCCAAGGCUGCCUCCCGGACCUGCCAGGCAGAGAAGGGACCUCUGCUGCAUGUGUUUCAAUGAUCACAGGAUCUUCUCCUUCCCAGAGGCUAGCAAGGAUUACAAGGCGAAAAAAACGCACUCGUGAUGAAAUGUUCUCUGACCGCAUGCUGUCCUCCCACACUGACAGAGCACAGACGAAUGCGUGGAGGCAGACAAUGUCACAGUGCAGGAAAGCACAAAAUGACCAGGAGGAGAGGUGGCGGCAGCGUGAUGAGAGGAGACAGGAUUCAGUGCUGAGGCUGCUGGAGGAUCAAACUAAUAUACUCCAGCAUAUGAUUGAGCUGCAGGAAAGGCAGCUGGAGCACAGACCACCACUACAGCCCCUGUGUAACCAACCACCCUCCUCCCCAUGUUCCAUAGCCUCCUCUCCCAGGUGCCCAAGAACACAGAGGGGCCUCCGGCCACCCAGCCACUCCACCCCAGAGGAUUGCCCAAGCAACAGAAGGCUGGCAUUCAAUAAGUUUUAAAGUGCUGUGUGGCCU